Messenger RNA from Dermacentor silvarum, 5388 nucleotides. It is a transcript of the gene wap, whose product is annotated as DDB1- and CUL4-associated factor 7. The record is from RefSeq and is a predicted model, not a curated record. NCBI's taxonomy places the organism in Eukaryota, Metazoa, Arthropoda, Arachnida, Ixodida, Ixodidae. Gene Ontology annotation, cellular component: nucleus. The transcript is spliced from 7 exons. The coding region runs from base 537 to 1604 and encodes 355 amino acids. Gene Ontology annotation, molecular function: protein binding.
CGCGGGCAGCUGCGGGGAAAAGCGCUGGCGAAUGCUCGCGCCCGUUGUGCCGACGACCAACUACACCACCCGCCGUUGACUCGUCGCUUCUCCUCGUUUUGUGGCUUGGGGUGCGCACGCUGUGACAACGUGGCGGAGUGAGCGGGUGAUUCUGCAACGUGGAUCACUGGUGUAUGUGUGUCUUUCGUUGUGAUCGUGACCGUGCUCAGCGAGCGCGUAGCGUCGCCCAUGGCGACUCGGCAUCUCUCGUCGUCUGUGCCGCCGGGUUCGACCGCCGUGUUGCCAGGCAGUGCCGUGGCACGUCCCCCCUACGAUGAGCCCCGUCGCCGACCGCCGGUCGCCUGUUGAAGUACGCUACGCGUCUUCCCGCUGCACCACGGCACACGUCGACACCCGCCUGCGGCUCUUUCGUUCCGCCAAGCUGCUGCUGUGAUCCGUUGGCCCAGCGAAGGCGUGCUGAACACGGAACUUGGUGGCGAAACGUGAGGUUUGGCCGGAGUAUUGCAGGUGCCCACUGACCUAGAGAAAGAGCCAAGAUGGCGGUGCACGCAGUAUCAGCCGCGGCAGCCGCCGGGGGUGCCAAGCGCAAAGAGAUCUACAAGUACGAGGCCCCCUGGACGGUGUACAGCAUGAACUGGAGCGUGCGGCCUGACCGGCGCUUCCGGCUUGCCCUCGGGAGUUUCAUCGAGGAGUACAACAACAAGGUGCAACUGGUGUCCUUGGACGAAGACACUUCCGAGUUCCUGGCCAAGAGCACCUUCGAUCAUCCAUACCCGACAACAAAAAUAAUGUGGAUUCCUGACACUAAGGGUGUGUUUCCCGACUUGCUGGCAACGAGUGGAGACUACCUGCGGGUGUGGCGUGCGGGUGAGGAGACGCGUCUGGAGUGCCUGCUGAACAACAACAAGAACUCUGACUUCUGCGCACCUCUGACCUCCUUCGACUGGAACGAGGUGGACCCCAACCUGCUCGGCACGUCCAGCAUAGACACCACCUGCACCAUCUGGGGCCUUGAGACGGGCCAGGUGGUGGGCCGUGCGAUGGCAGGUGGGGGUGCUGUGUCAGGACACGUCAAGACACAACUGAUUGCCCAUGACAAGGAGGUGUACGACAUCGCAUUCUCUCGAGCGGGCGGCGGUCGCGACAUGUUUGCCAGCGUGGGCGCGGACGGGUCGGUGCGAAUGUUCGACCUGCGCCACUUGGAGCAUUCUACUAUCAUCUACGAAGACCCACAACACCAGCCCCUACUGCGUUUGGCCUGGAACAAGCAGGAUCCCAACUACCUGGCCACUUUUGCCAUGGAUGCUUGCGAGGUGAUAAUCCUCGACGUGCGAGUACCGUGCACACCCGUGGCACGGCUCAACAAUCACCGGGCAUGCGUCAACGGCAUUGCCUGGGCUCCCCACUCGUCUUGCCACAUCUGUACAGCCGCGGACGACCACCAGGCCCUGAUCUGGGACAUCCAGCAGAUGCCGCGGGCCAUCGAGGACCCGAUCCUGGCGUACACAGCCGAGGGUGAAAUCAACCAAAUCCAGUGGGCGUCCACCCAGCCCGACUGGAUCGCCAUCUGCUACAACAGUUGCCUGGAGAUUCUGCGCGUCUGAAACUGCGGCCAGGCUUUUGCCCAGUGACUGAUCUGAUCUCUCAGCAUCUCAGUGCACAAGUGCUGGCCAAUGUGACGAAUCCAAGUAGCUCAAACACUGAAUACGGACUGGCGACCGUGCCUUUUGGGUCAAAUUACCAAUCGGUGUUUGGCUCAAUUGUCACCCGGUAGCGCUCACUGACCUGCAAGCACGACACUUGGAAAAUCAAGAUUUCAUUGGCUUUUUAUCGUGGUCUAGUGUGCACAAUUACACCGGAAGUGCAUGCACCGAAGAAAACACACUCUUUGAAGCUGAUGGUGAUGAUAUUUUUGUGUGUUUACUUCAACAUCAAGAAAGAGAUGGUGAUCCACUAGAAGGCACGUGCCAUCACCUUUCGUCGGUAGCAACAAACCAGUUGACUUCUGCAAGGAAGAAGGCAUCCAUGCCAGUAAUUUCGCUGAAGCCUUCAGCUGAUCGGGAGGUGAAGUGGUUAGCUGUGCCAAACUCACCGUUCUUGCAGGCCUCUCCUGCAGGCCACCUAUGGUAACUUGUGUGCCGAGCUUGUGAUCUGUUGUACCAUCAUCAUCGUCAUGUGCCACACAGAGGAAGCCGCAUGUUGGCAUGAUCGAACGCAUAAUGUCUUCUGUGUUUUACCAAUCGCUGAAGCUGCCUUCUGUAGCAGCGUGUUGUCUGGAAAAGACCAUAGGGUCAUUUUUUUACAUUUUAUUUAGCUUUUAGACUUUUACACAUUGGAAUUUUUUUAAACUGCACGAUAAGCUCUCAGAUAUUGCGAUUGCAGCAGACAAAUGUGCUUGAGCACAAGAAAUGUGAGUGGUAAAAAAAUGCACGUGUACUUGUUGCAUUCAAACAGUCUGUGCACGUCUUGCAAAUGUGUGUAAAGAAUAUUUGCUGUGGCGCCUGGUCGCCACUGCCGAGAAAAAUAGCCUACCGCUAGGUAGCAGCGUUAUGCAAUGUGAAACUAUGUAAGUACAGUCUGUUUCCUAGCACCACCUGUUGGUUUGUUUUAAUGGUGUGUUCAUUUAAUGCAAGGGUUGAUUAGACAAAAUAUCGAACAGUACAACAGUAUACUUGGUCGUUUUAUGUAGCACAUGGCCACUGUCCGAUGUAGUUUGUGUUUUAUUCUAUGUAUUGGAGCCGGUGUCCGGCUGCCAUUGUGUAUGAGUGACCAUGUUUUAAAACUGGUGCGUGGCCAGCAGGAACUUUGAUAAUUAGAAGGCCAAGCGGACUGGUAAAUUUUUGAUUUUCUUUUUCUUUUUGACAUUGCAUUCGCGGCAAAGCGUGCGAGCCUUUCCCUAAGACACGUGGCUCGUCGGUUGACACUGUGUCGGCUGAGGGCGUCCACGCUGGUCCACUUGGUUCCAGUUUCAUCGAAGUAUGCAAGCAUUGGUAAAGUACUGCAGUUGUGAAAAGCCUCUACUUUGCAAAUCAAGCAUUACGUAGACAGAUGAGCUAAUCAUUUUUUUUUACAUGAACUCUCUGGUGUUAGUGUGUCUGUGAAGGCUUUCUUGCAUUAUUGCUUGCUGACAGAUGAGUGCAGUGACAGCACUUAUCCACAGAUUUUUUUUUUUUUUUUUGUGUACAGCCCUCCAUGUUACGGUAUCGCUGUGGACCCUUCCUCUGGCAACUUCUCAACACGUUUAAGUCGUCUCAUUCAUGACUUGAGGUCGAUGCAAGAGCAAAUCUCCGUCAUGUCUCCGUGCAGGGUAACAGUCAUUAUGAAGUAGUCUGGUCAAGCUAGAACCUUGCUGAUCAUUAAAACCUGUACACCAAAGAAAAUUACCGCAACAUUCUGUUCUCACGGAGAUGUGGCUGAGCACAUUGAAAUCUCCACAGAAGUCGACUUUCUCGAUGAACAUUCUUUAUACCGUGGAGGCAGUGCCCAAAACACUAGUGCUGGACCACGUGGUGGAUUCCAGUGACUCGAACACUGAGUUUGCUGGCGUCUUGGAUAAAUGACCAUUCAAAGAUGCAUUGGACAAUUGUUGUGUGAUUUGCAUAGAAGUGCUGAAUAACUGUGGACGUUGGUUUUUGUGUGGUGGUGGUGAAAUGGGUGUGAAGAGUUCAUUGUUGGUGUACUAUAAGGGCACGUGGGAUGUUGAACUCUGUUCUUUGUGCCAUUGUUGGACACAGUGCUGUGCAGGUGUAUGUGACAAUAACGCUGUGUCUUGCGAAGCGCGCUGCAAUGUAUCGGAUGACCCGGUCACUGGUGGACCGUGAUGGACUGCAUUGAGAGUUUGACAUCAACACCAGUCAAGUACAGUGUGGUGGAUAUAUUGGUACCCAUCAACAUGUUUUUAUGAUGCUUUAUGCUAUACAGUGUCAUUUACAGACUGUGUGAUGCCGUUUAUUGGCAUUUGUCCUUAUUGACAAGAUUUUAUGGAAUUGCAGUAUGCCGAAGCUCGAGGGCAGCAACGAUUGAAGGUAUCUGAGCAUCUGCCUUUGUGUGUUUUGUUUAUACAGUAGGCUUCCGUAACUCAAGACUGUGGUUAAUUCGAUCCUAACAAAGUCCCAGUUGGCACACAUACAUAUCUGUUUUGUUAUUUUGACCCUGAAGCUGACCCUCGCUGGAUAAUUUUCAUUUGUCUGGCCAAUAAGCACACAUCUGAAUGCAUUAGCGAGACUUCAAUUAUUACCCCAGUGGGUGCAUCGUCUGUUUUGUUAGUGCUAGGGGACAGUUAAGGCAUUGAAGACAAGUUAUCUUCUGGUGAAAUCGCUGACUUUUGGCCUACCUUUGGCAGAUUUUGACUUGUAAACUGCAACUCACUGUGAAUGAUUAUCGUAUUUACCCCAUUCUAAUGCGUGCCUUUUUUCCAUUUGGUCUGGAAAUUGCCUGCACGCUACAAUCGCAUACAAAACUGGGUUUUGGUCUCAGCAACUUGUCAUCAGAAGAUGGCGACAGAAGGAGUUUUUGCAUAGAAUGGUGAUAACGACUUGUCGCUUGCAGGCUUUCUAUCCGGAAACUGAUUCAGAAGUUAACUUUUUUAUGUUCUAAGUUUGUGUCGACAGUCAUGUCCGGUUUUUAGCACUCCAGACACUUCCAUGUGUCACUGGGCAAACUGGCAAUAUUAGUCAAGGCGUGGGCCAUCUACCAUCCCAUUUGCAAUUGUAGUGGAGUCUUUAAAAAGUACAAAAUAUCAAAUGGAAUGUUCCAGAAAGGGCAGCUUGUUGUGGCCCGUAGACAGUGAUAAAAUUAUGCGAGAUUGACAACAAUGGUCAUUAAGUGUAAAUAAAUUUUCGGCCUGUGAAGGUAAACUAUACAAGUUUCAACCUAAUUCUAGUUGCCAGAUUUGGUGGCAUGCUUUGUUUGUGUGUGUUGGUAUAUCGGGUGCUUGUCAGAUUGGGAAGCCCGAUAGAGUUAGGCAAAUACUACCAAAUGAAGCAGUGGUGCGAUUGAACGCUCCUGCUUUUAACUUGAGCCACUGGAUAAUGAAAUCACUUUCGUUGAUCCCGUCAAUGUCAAAUUACGGAAGUUGCCUGUAUUUUUAGCAUCAGUGGUAUGCAGCACCAUAGAUUCAAUGUGCAUAAUGGGUAGAUGACCCACUAUACACAUGGUAUCACACCAUUGAAAGCCAUUCAUAACAUAGAAACAUAAAACAUCUUGCACUGUGUGAACUUGGCCACUGCAAACCAUUAAGAAAUGGCUACCUUUUUGUCUGCUGUUUAUUUUUGUGACAUCACUUUUGAAAUGGUACUCAUCACCGUAGAUGACCCAUUGUGCACACGUGGUAUCACCUCAGUGGAAGUGCAUUCAUAGUGUCAAAAAAUAAAACAUCCUGCAUUGUGA